AUGCUAGCCUUUUUUACACUUAAAAGGAACGCGAUAUCUUCAAGGUUCAUAAAUACAUUUAGUAAGGUAGCUCAAGUUUCCCGGGUGCUUGAUUCUCAGCCGUUAGUAAAAACGACAAAGCCACCGAAGACAUCUGUAUACCCUGAUAAGUACCUGCGGAGAAGCUUCGUUCCAAAAAAUAAAAAAAGGAUCAAAGCAAAUGGUGAUCUUGGAAAUUCGGCAGAGGAUUCCUUGGGGGCUUUUCUGAAAGUGAAGCCUUGUACAACAAUUACUACCGCGGAAGCGUAUGACCUAAGCAAAGUUAUUCAUAGUCUGAAUGCUUCUGGCUAUCAUCCUGUAAACCUCAUUCCUGGGGAAAUUGUCAGUUUUAAAUACUUGUAUGAUGGGUGUCGAGCGGAUAUCAUGGUUUUGGGAAAUAGUGGGACUGUUGUUUCGUGGGGUUUCGACGAGUCUUGCGUUUUGGAAGUGAUAUUACCCCUUCUUAAUGGAGCAAGAGUGAAUCCCCUUCCUGAAAACCUUUUAGAAACAGAAGAUAUGGAUUACGUUGAGAUAGAUACUGAUCAGGAUUUGCUCAAAGUCAGGCAACACAUCAAUAAAGUCGAUGAAGGUAGUUUACUGGAAGGUGAUUUAAUGAUCAUUAAUUCAACUGACACUGAUCAAGGGCUGCUGGAUAAAGCUGCAUUUUCAAGCGGCAUGUCAAGAAGCACAAGACUGGCUGUUUUAGAGGCCUCUUUGGAUGCACAUAUUGAGAGAACAAGGAAGUUUACGGAAGCAUUGUCCGUUGGAAGAAAACUAAAUGUGAGUGAGUCAGAUAUACUUCGCUCCACCGGGAGAUUAUUCCUUAUGAGAGGAAAACUCAAUUUAUACUCUGAACUGAUAGAAACCCCUGAUCUUUACUGGAGUGAACCUCAGCUUGAAAAGAUAUACAAGCAAAUCUCCAAGAACUUAGAUAUUCAGCCAAGAAUCACUAUCUUGAAUACAAAGUUGGACUAUGCUACAGAAGAAUCUCGUGCAUUAAUGGCUGUGUUGAAUGAGAAGAAAAGCACACAUCUUGAAUGGAUAAUUAUCUACUUGAUUACAGUGGAAGUAUGCUUCGAGCUACACCAUUAUUAUGAACGGUAUUGGCUGGAUAAAAAUACCGAGGUCAAUUCACACUGA
Molecule: messenger RNA, 1158 nt
Organism: Lachancea fermentati
Lineage: Eukaryota; Fungi; Ascomycota; Saccharomycetes; Saccharomycetales; Saccharomycetaceae
Source: the annotation of a GenBank genome assembly